Hyla sarda is the source of this 7088-nucleotide messenger RNA. It is a transcript of the gene FGFR3, whose product is annotated as fibroblast growth factor receptor 3. Gene Ontology annotation, biological process: positive regulation of cell population proliferation; protein phosphorylation; multicellular organism development. Gene Ontology annotation, cellular component: membrane; signaling receptor complex. Bases 292 to 2778 code for a protein of 828 amino acids. The record is from RefSeq and is a predicted model, not a curated record. NCBI's taxonomy places the organism in Eukaryota, Metazoa, Chordata, Amphibia, Anura, Hylidae. Gene Ontology annotation, molecular function: fibroblast growth factor receptor activity; fibroblast growth factor binding; ATP binding. The transcript has 18 exons.
GGCGUGUCCGCUAGUAGACACAGGGGGCGUGCCGUGUAUUUGCAUAGAGGCGUGGCUAGAAGAGGUAACCACCGCCCCGCACAUUGGAGUCGCUGUCAGGGGGAGGAGGAGAUGCUGAGUGGCCGGCACUCGGUUCGUGUAGAGCGGGAGGAUAGGAGCUGGGCACCCGGAGCUGUGCUCCCCCGGGCACUGGAGCUAUAAGAGCAGCAGGUGGGCACUACCUUGGUCAAGGAGACCGGUGCCAGGAUUAUAGUGCACAACCCAGCAGAGCAAAAGUAAUGCGACCAUAGGAUGCCUGAGGCUGGAGGGGGCUGCAGGUUAUCCCCGUGCCGAGGGAUACUGGUGGGAAUGAUCACCGUGUGGUGCACACUCUGCUUUUUCCUGGUGACGGUGAGCGGAGUGCCAGCUGCCAGGCUUCCCGUGACGCAGCCAGAAGAGGAGAAACCCGAGAGAAAAUCGGCAGAUUACCUCACAGGAGAACAGGGCCUUCUUGAUGAACUAAUGUUUGGUGUCGGAGAGACCAUUGAGUUGUCAUGCAGCGUGGAGAGCCCUUCCAUGGCCAUCUUAUGGUUAAAAGAUGGUAUUGCUAUUAGGGAAAACAACCGAACACACACAAGACAGAACCUACUGAAGAUCACAAAUGUGUCCUAUGAUGAUUCGGGGAUUUAUAGCUGCACUUUGUUGCAUUCUACUGAAAUUUUACGGAACUUCACUAUAAAAGUAGCUGACAUGCCGUCUUCUGGUGAUGAUGAAGAUGAUGAUGAAGAAGCUGAGGAAAGAGAGCCACCAUACUGGACCCAACCAGAAAAAAUGGAGAAGAGGCUUCUUGCAGUUCCAGCUGCUAGCACUGUCCGGUUCCGAUGCGCUGCUGCUGGCAAACCCCAUCCAAACAUCUACUGGCUGAAAAAUGGCAAAGAAUUCAGAAGGGAACAUCGCAUAGGAGGAAUCAAGCUUCGUCAUCUGCAAUGGAGCUUGGUCAUGGAGACCGUGGUCCCAUCCGAUAAAGGCAACUAUACUUGUGUGGUGGAGAAUAAGUAUGGGACUAUUCGACAGACCUUUCAGUUGGAUGUGCUAGAGCGAUCUUCUCACCGACCUAUACUCCAGGCCGGGUUACCUGCCAAUAAGACAGUUGUAGUUGGGAGCGAUGUGGAAUUUCACUGCAAGGUUUACAGCGAUGCCCAGCCUCACAUUCAGUGGCUUAAGCAUGUGGAAAUUAAUGGAAGUAAAUAUGGGCAGGAUGGAGAUCCUUAUGUCUCAGUUCUGAAGCCUACGGGUGUAUACUCCUCGGAUAAGGAUAUUGAGGUUCUCGUUUUGCGCAAUGUGUCUUUUGAGGAUGCUGGGGAGUAUACCUGUCUGGCUGGGAAUUCUAUUGGCUAUUCACAUCACACUGCUUGGCUGACCGUUCUACCAGAACCAGAUGUCAAAGUAGAAGCCACCAGCUCCAACUCGGUCAGUGUCCUUAUUGUGGUGACUGCAACCAUUGUCUUCUUCUUGGUGGUUAUUAUCAUCAUAGUCACCUAUCGGAUGAAGAACACUUCCAAGAAGGCAAUGAACACCCCGACUGUGCAAAAAGUCUCCAAAUUUCCCCUGAAGCGACAGGUAACAGUGUCUCUGGAGUCCAAUUCAUCCAUGAAUUCAAACACCCCACUGGUGAGAAUUACGCACUUGUCCUCCACUGAUGGAACAAUGUUGGCCAAUGUUUCGGAACUUGGAUUGCCGGCUGACCCCAAGUGGGAAUUAUCAAGAUCUAGGUUGACACUGGGAAAACCAUUGGGCGAAGGAUGCUUUGGCCAAGUCGUCAUGGCUGAAGCCAUCGGCAUUGAUAAGGAUAAGCCAAACAAAUCCAUAACCGUAGCUGUGAAAAUGUUGAAAGAUGAUGCCACUGAUAAAGAUCUCUCUGAUCUGGUGUCCGAAAUGGAAAUGAUGAAGAUGAUUGGAAAGCAUAAAAAUAUCAUCAAUCUCCUGGGUGCCUGCACACAAGAUGGUCCUCUCUACGUCUUGGUGGAAUAUGCAUCCAAGGGGAAUCUAAGGGAGUAUUUAAGGGCUCGCCGUCCUCCUGGGAUGGACUACUCAUUUGAUACAUGCAAGAUUCCAGCUGAGCAGCUUACUUUCAAGGAUCUGGUCUCCUGCGCCUACCAGGUCGCCCGUGGCAUGGAAUACCUAGCGUCUCAAAAAUGUAUUCACCGAGACCUUGCGGCCAGGAAUGUGCUAGUAACCGAUGAUAAUGUGAUGAAAAUUGCGGACUUUGGCCUCGCCAGAGACAUUCACAACAUAGACUACUACAAGAAGACCACAAAUGGUCGGCUGCCUGUGAAAUGGAUGGCUCCGGAAGCAUUGUUUGACCGCGUCUACACUCACCAGAGCGAUGUAUGGUCAUUCGGAGUGCUUCUCUGGGAGAUCUUUACAUUGGGGGGCUCUCCAUACCCUGGGAUCCCAGUAGAGGAACUGUUUAAGCUCUUAAAAGAAGGUCAUCGGAUGGACAAGCCAGCCAAUUGCACACAUGAGCUCUACAUGAUCAUGAGAGAGUGCUGGCAUGCUGUCCCAUCACAAAGACCAACAUUCAAGCAGCUUGUUGAAGACUUAGACCGUGCUCUUACUGUCACUUCUACUGAUGAGUACCUCGACCUCUCUGUGCCAUUUGAACAGUAUUCACCAGCGUGCCAGGAUAGUCACAGCACUUGCUCAUCAGGGGACGAUUCAGUCUUUGCACACGAUAUUCUUCCGGAUGAGGUCUGUCUUCCUAAGCACCAGCAAUAUAAUUGCAUCAUCAGAACAUGACUUUUUAAGCCGGAACAACACCCGGGAGGAAUGUAGACUAGAGGCAUAUGGACGGGACUGCCCGGUCAUUACAAGGAUGAUUUUUUUGUUUGUUUUUGAGCCGUAUAAAAUACUUGCUGUAUACAAAGUCAUGAAGCACUGUUUGGCCUGAACGAACUUAUCAUGUGCCAAGAUAUAGAGAAGAAGAAAAGAGAAAUAUAUAUUAAAAUUUAUAUAUUUGAAAAGAAGAAUGUUAACACUAGGGAUCCUGGUGCUGUGACCUCUAGUGCUGAUGAGCGACCAAUCUGUGCCUGCGAUGCUAGAAGAGAAUCCGCAACAUCAGAACACACUGCAAAAAAAAAAAAUUCUCUUUUUUGUUUUUGUUUUUUAUUUUUAUUUUUAAUUUUUUUUACAUGCAAUAUGUUGAAUGUUUUUGGGGUACAACUUAAAAACUUUUCUGCUUUUGGGUAUCUGAGCAGCAGGACAUCCCACUGUCCUUUUUAAAAAAACACAUCCAUAUUUUUAUUUAUUAAAUUUUUUUGUUUUUGGUCACCUGCCCCAUUUUUAGGACAACUGCCUUCCUAUCGCCAUUAUGAGUCACUCGAGCACUUGUAACAGACCGGAAAGCACAUGUUAAGGAAAAUAUGGGGGGGGGGGGGGGGAAUGGCUGAUUUAUUAACCCCUUCACGACCCCUCAAAGUUUUAUUUUGUGCCUUACGUUUUCUUCCUCCUCACCUUCUAAGACCCGUAAAGUUUUUUAUUUUUCCACUGACAACGUUGUAUUAGGGCUUUUUAUUUUAUUUAUUUUUUUGUGGGACAAGUUGUAGUUUUCAUUGGCACUUUAUUUUAUCAUAAUAUGCUUUACCAAGCCCAAAAAAUAAAAAAAUUAAAAUUAAAGGUAGGGCAAAAUUGAAAAAAAAAAAUAUAUGAAAUUGCGCAAUAAUUGUGUGCGGAGUUUACAAUACGAUAAAACUUACACUGGAACCACUAGACACCAGGGUUUACCGUCAUUUAAUGUUUUAAGCAAUCUAAUAGCAGUAUUGAUGCGGGCCUGCGCCAUAUUCCCCUCACCCGACCCAUGACAUUCAGCAAGGGCUUAAAAAAAUAAUAAAGUCUAUACAGUUGUCUUUAAAGAAAAGCUUUGGUCAGCAUUAAAAAAAAUGCUUUCCUAUUCCUGGAAUAUACCGUAUUUUUCGUCAUAUAAGACGCUCCGGCACAUAAGAAGCACCCAAUUUUAAAGGAUAAAAAUCCAGAAAAUAAAGAUUCUAAACCAAAUACACUGUAAAGUAUAGGACAGAGAUCUUCAACCUGCGGACCUUCAGAUGUUGCAAAACUACAACUCCCAGCAUGCCCGGACAGCCGUUGGCUGUCCGGGCAUGCUGAGAGUUGUAGUUUUGCAACAUCUGAAGGUCCGCAGGUUGAAGACCACUGGUAUAGGAGGUAAUACUCACGUGUCCCCGCCGUUCCGGACCGUCACCGCUGCCCUGGAUGUCUCCCUCCAUCGCUGUCGCUGCGUCCCCGUGGUGUCCCCGUCGCUCCGGAACGUCUCUGCUGCCCGGUAUCCUCGCUCUCCAUCGCCACCAUCAUGUCGCUACUCACGCCGCUACACACGCCGCUCCUAUUGGAUGACGGGACGGCGUGCACGACGACAUGAUGACGACGAUGGAGAGCGCCGGCCAUGCAGGGGAUCCCGGCACGGAGCAGACACCGAGGAGGCAGGUAAGGUCCCUCCCGGUGUCCUGUAAGCUGUUCAGGAUGCCGCAAUUUCACUGCGGUGGUCCCGAACAGCCCGACUGAGCAGCCGGUUUAGUGUCACUUUUGCUUCAGACGCGGCGGUCAGCUUUGAUCACCGCGUCUGAAGGGUUAAUACAGGGCAUCACCGCGAUCGGUGAUGUCUUGUAUUAGCCUUUGAUGGCCGCAGGGACCGACCCGAUAGGACAGGGUUUUAAUGUGUAUUUGCCGUAUAAGACGCACCAACUUUUACCCCCCCCCAGUUUUGGGGAAUAAAAAGUGCGUCUUAUACAGCGAAAAAUACGGUAGGUAUAUGACUUAUUGGGUUGACUGUCUGCACUUUUCCCCUUAAUAGUCAGUUGGACAGGAACUUUAUUUCCAUAAAGGUUGUUGCCGAUUUUCACCAAAGAGUUGAAUGGAGAAGUAAGAAUCCACAAUAAAUUCGGCAGAACUGCAGUAAAAUCCUAAAAAAAAAUGUUUGAUCCAGAUUUGCCUUUUAAUGUCCACAAUUUGUUGGGAAUUUUUUUAAAAAUUGCUGCUUUACCCAAACAUUUUGUAUCUAAAUUAAAGUUGUAAAAUCUUUUUGAUAUAUUACUGUAAAACAUUCUAAAUCAUAAUUUUUUGGUAAAUCAAGACUAUUUUUGCCUUUUUUUUUUAACUCAAUCUCAGAUACUUAAAAGCAGACUGUUCAGUCUAAGUCUACUUCCAAAUAGUGUGUUACAAAAUAUAAUGUAAAUUCCCAUACGUACAUAAAUGUAUAUAAGAAAAAAAAAAAAAUGUUUAAAAGAAGAAAAAAAAAAAGUGUUAUCGUUCCCGGUAUAAUAGCAUUGCAAUCUAGAAAGACACUGAUCUCAUCAAUAAUAUAAUUUUUAUAAUGUCAAUUUGUUUAAAAAAAAAUUAUUUUGUUAACCUUGUAUAUUUGUAAAGUUAUUUAUAGACGUUAUUAACCUAUAUGAACCCUUCAUGCUUACCCUAGGCCUAGCUUUGCACCAUGCCUCCACAGAUCUCACAUUUAACUUAUUAACAGUCCAGAGAAGAAUUCUAUUUUGCCUUUUUUUUUUUUUUUUUUUGUAAUGUUUAUCCAAAAAGUUUCAAAAAUGUACAAAAUGUAUAGUCCUUUUAGCUGCAUUAUAUGAUUGUAUGUAUAUGUAUAUAUUUGCUGUUUGGUAGAAGAGGACAGCGCAGCAGAGAGAAAUUAUUUACAACGGCUUUCAAAAAAAAAAUACUCUAAUUUAUAUUUAUCUAAUUUUUGUCACAAUUUUGUUUUUUGUUUUUUUCUUAAAUUUUUUUUAUUUUUUAUUUUAUUUUAUUUUUUUUUCAAAAAAAUGGGAGUGAUUGCUGGUCAAUAGAAAAGUAAUAAAAAAUAUGCGAUUUGUCACAUUGCAUGGAGGAUUUUCUUCCUGAAUGUUGCUGCGGAUAUUCAUGUCGUACACAACUACUCGAGAAGUUUCCCCGCAAGGUCAUGUUGAACAUGUUGAAGUAAUUUAUUUUUCUGAUCUUGGACUGCAUUGCGAAAAAAAACAACAAAAAAAAAAUAAAUAUUAAAACACCUGAAUUUUACUAUCCUGCAAUAAACAAAUUUUAUAAAAUAAGUACAAAAAAAACUUUUUUGUUCAAAAUGUGUUCUACCUAAGGACCCCUGUUCCUUCUUUCCUUCCUUAAAUGUGAAUUUCUUUUUGUAUUCUUCCUUAAAACCAGACACUGAUUUUUAUUUAAUUUUUUAUUUUUUUUUAUAUUGUUUUUUUUCUUAUCUAUUUGUUUUUUUUCUAAACCAUUAAUGGUAUAAAAUGAUGUAGGUGUACACGAGAAAUGUAGCAUUUAUAUAUGAUCUCUAAAGCGGUUUACUUUUCCAUAGCCUGUCUAUGAUUCCAGGAUAUAUAUAAUUUUUUGUUUUUGUUUUUAUACCGCACAUAGACACUACCAGAGUGCCAAAUUUGUUAGAACGCACAGAACUAUAUGAAUAGACUUUUGCACCAUUUACAGGCUUGGUUGAUGAAGAUUCUACAUUUGUUGCAGGCAAAUAUUGUAGAAGGGGCCGUGUUUUCACAUUUUUAUUUUUAUUUUUCACUUUUUUUUUUUUCAUAGAAAUAUUUUUCUUACAUCUUUCUGCUGUGUGUACAUUCCAAAUACCUAACCCAUUCAUACUUUCCCCACCCCCAGUAAUGGAAUAAGAAUAUGCAAGGCUGUGCAUGGAUUGAACUGUCACUAAGAAUUAUAAAUAUAUAAAUAUAUAUAUAAUUUAUUGAGGUUUUUAUGAAAUGUAUCUGUUGUAGACUUUGAAUUAACAAUUUUCUUAUUGAACAUUAUAUAUAUACAUAUAUAUAUAGUUUUAUAGCAAGAACUAUCUUUGAAAUCUAAGUGAAGCUGACUUUUCUUACAUUUUUAUACUGCUGAAUUUGCAUUCCACAGAUUUUUUGUUCAUGGUGUAGUUGGAUUUAUGUUAGAGGAAUGGUUUGGUUUGAGUUGGUUUUAAGAAUUUUUACCUGACCUGUGCUGCUGGUGUGGGAAGUUGUGGGAUAGACACCAAAUCGAUUUAUCAUUCUGCUUUUGUUAACUCGGCGAUCGUAACUUUUACCAAAACAAUAAAGCUAAACUUGACU